Epinephelus moara (kelp grouper) is the source of this 1028-nucleotide messenger RNA. RefSeq names its product SFT2 domain containing 3 (gene sft2d3). Lineage: Eukaryota; Metazoa; Chordata; Actinopteri; Perciformes; Serranidae. The record is from RefSeq and is a predicted model, not a curated record. The transcript has a single exon. Gene Ontology annotation, cellular component: membrane. The coding region runs from base 144 to 830 and encodes 228 amino acids. Gene Ontology annotation, biological process: vesicle-mediated transport.
AUGACUAUAUAAACUGUGUGUGUGUGUGUGUGUGUGUGUGUGUGUGUGUGUGUGUGUGUGUGUGGCUGCCGGAAGUUGAGAGGAAGCGGCAGCAGCAGAAGAAGAGCAGCUAGCUAACUGUUAGCCUGUUAGCUUCCUCCGUCAUGGCGGAAUUGAACCGACAGCUUCAGGAGUAUUUGGCUCAGUCCAAAGGCGGCGGCGCUAAGACCAUCUCCCAGUCCAGCUCCAGCUGUACGGUGGACCUGGAUGACCCGGAGCCGGUACCGGGGAGCUGGUUCGGGCGGUGGUCGAGCCCGUGGUCCGGGAGCCGCGGCGGCAGUCCGUCCGGCCAUAGCUCCGGUGGAAACAGCGGCUUUUCUUGGCCGUGGUCGGCCGAGCCGGACCCGUGCCUGCCGGGCAUGAGCCGCCGGCAACGGCUGGUGGCCUUCGGGGUGUGCGUGUGUUUCUCGGCGCUGUGUUUCGGACUGUCGGCCCUGUACGCCCCGCUGCUGCUGCUCUACGCCCGCAAGUUCGCGCUGCUCUGGUCGCUCGGCUCGCUGUUCGCCAUCGCGGCCGCGGCGGUGCUGCGCGGCCCCAGCAGACUCAUCGCCGGCCUGCCCACCUCUCCCGGAGCCGCCGUGUACCUGUGCGCCCUCGGAGGGACUCUGUACGCGGCGCUGAGCCUCCACAGCACCGUGCUGACCGCGCUGGGUGCCGCCCUGCAGGUCACGGCCAUCGUCGGGUACGUGGUGUCGCUGCUGCCCGGGGGCAGCGCCGGGAUCCGCUUCAUGGGAGGGAUGGCGGCUUCUGCCAUCAAAAGGACCGUCACCGGGAAAAGCAUGCCGAUCUGACCGGGGACCGAGCGUCAGAGGCCGGGCACAUCUCACAGACAGGGUCCGGGGGCCCCCAGGAGCCGCUGAGGGGUCCCCGUCAGGAAGUGACUGUCGGUACAUUCCCUGCAGGCUGAGGCUCACUGACUGAUUAUUGAUUAUUGACACGUGCUGCUGCUCACAGGACCAAAUAAAGUUUAACAUGUUCAAACUGUCAAA